Molecule: messenger RNA, 671 nt
Organism: Peromyscus leucopus (white-footed mouse)
Lineage: Eukaryota; Metazoa; Chordata; Mammalia; Rodentia; Cricetidae
Product: cystatin 10-like
Exons: 3
Coding region: 1-447 (148 amino acids)
Molecular function (GO): cysteine-type endopeptidase inhibitor activity
Source: RefSeq, a predicted model, not a curated record
AUGACCAACCUGCAGAGACCCUCACUGCCCCUGUUGGCUGCUUUAGCCCUAAUACUGGUCCUGGCUGUGAGCCCUGGAGCCAGUACUAAUGCUGAAGCCAAGCAGACAGCAGUGGGUAGAGUGGAGCCGGAUGACCUGACAGAUAAGGAGGUUCAGAAAGUGGUGAACUUUGCUGUCAAAACCUACAAUGAUAUGGACAAUGACGUGUACUUUAGCAGGCCGAUACAAGUGAUGAGCGCCAGUCAGCAGGUAGUGGCUGGGAAAAACUUCUAUGUGAAAAUAAAGUUUGGCCGAACUACAUGUACCAAAACCCAGUCUGAUUUGGCUGACUGUCCCUUCAAUGAACAGCCAGAUCAGCAGAAGAGAAUAACCUGCAAUUUCGAGAUCAACACUGUGGCCAAGCAAAACAAGAUGUCUGUGACACAUUUCAAUUGUUACCAUGCCUGAGGAUCUAUGCCAAGCUACACUGUGUUAUUUGCCCUUGAUCUAUCUUUUCCUUUAGCCCCCCUUUCCUCAGAUAGAGGAUCUCAGCUCCAGAGGAUGUCUCUUCAGAAUGCUAGCACCAAGAGAUCAGUAGAGAAGAAUGCUGCAGAGAGACCCUGCACACCUAAGUGGCUAGUCUCUUGUUGAUUUCUUCUAAUUGCUUUUCAAAUGCAUCACUGUGGAGUCCA